ACGUAAACGAAUCACCGGCCUGGGAGAUUAACGAAAGAACCACGAAGACAUGCUGUUUAAGGCUAAUUCUUUAUCCGUAAUUGCAUUUGUGGCAUUGGCGGUGGCCUCCACAUCAGCCGAUAAGGCCACACCUCCUCCCUGUAGGGCCUGUAGCCUGCUUGUAACAUCUUUCAAAGUUGGCCUGGAACGCACCAAGCGCGGACAUGGUGGUGGAGAUACUGCUUGGGAGGAGGAAAAACUACGUUCCUAUAAAAACAGCGAAGUUCGACUCGUGGAGAUCCAGGAGCGGCUUUGCUCGGAGGCAGAAGUGGCAAAUAAAGACCAUUGCCACAACCUUGCCAACGAGCACGAGGCGUUGAUUGAAGACUGGUUCACACACAAGCAAGCCGAGAGUCCGGACCUGCAAUCCUGGCUGUGCGUUGAACAGUUGAGCGUGUGCUGUCCGCCCAACACCUAUGGACCAAACUGUCUGCCCUGCAGCGAUUGCAGUGGCAACGGCAAGUGCAAAGGAGCCGGAACGCGAAAGGGCAACGGUAAAUGUUUAUGCGACGCUGGCUAUGCGGGAUCGAAUUGCAAAGAGUGUGCCCGUCAGUAUUAUGAAUCAUUCCGGGACGAAAACAAGCUCCUGUGCACACAGUGCCAUACUGCGUGUGGCGAUGGCGGUUGCACAGGGGCUGGUCCGAAGAGCUGCCGCAAAUGCAAGGAUGGCUGGAGCAUGGAUUCGGAAACAGGAUGCGUGGAUAUCAAUGAAUGCCUGGAACAGCAGCGCCCGAACGCAUGCCGUGCCCAGCAGUUCUGUGUGAACAACGAAGGAUCUUUUACCUGCCUCGAAUGUGAUCGGUCCUGUAAUGGUUGUGAUGGCGAUGGCCCAGACAUGUGCAAGCAGUGUGCGGAUGGCUUUGUGCUCAAAGAUGGCAAAUGUCACGACCAAUCCGCGGAGGAGCGCGACUCGUAUGUGAACUUCACGCGAUUACUCACCUACUUCGGCAUGUGUGUGGCCACUUGUGUUAUCUUUCAAAGCUCCACACAUAUAGGCUGGGGCUGUGUCGUUGGUGCGGCUGUUGCCGUAUACAUUGCCGCCUCCGAGUACUGGCUUAACUCCCCACAAGCCGGCAUUAAUCCCGAAAUCGACACAAAGCAAUUAGAGGAGCUGAUUAUGAAGUCAUUAUAAGCCGAACUGAGCCAUCAUUAAGCAUUAAGCUACAAAUUGGGCCAUAGUGUGUUUAUUCUAUGAAUAAGUCGCGGCAGGCCAAUUCGCGUGAAAGAUCAGCAGUAUUCCUGAUUAAACAAAAUGUUC
Molecule: messenger RNA, 1297 nt
Organism: Drosophila subobscura
Lineage: Eukaryota; Metazoa; Arthropoda; Insecta; Diptera; Drosophilidae
Gene: Creld
Product: cysteine-rich with EGF-like domain protein 2-A
Exons: 3
Coding region: 50-1171 (373 amino acids)
Molecular function (GO): calcium ion binding
Source: RefSeq, a predicted model, not a curated record